AUUUGGACCCUAGACUCUCUCCGACCGUGUCCGAAAUUUCAACUUAUUCGGUUUCCCCCCCUUCAAUUAUCGAAAUUUUCUAUUUGCGCACCCGUUUUCUGUGGCCUUUUUGAUUUACGGCCGAAGAAAAUGGAGAGAGAGACGGAGAGAGAGAGCUGGUGAGAUGGUAAUGGCAGCUGACACCUGACAGUGGCUAACAAUUGAAUCGUGAGCUCAAAGAAAUCUUCUCAAUUAAACUCAGUUUUUCCCACCCAACGCCCAAUCACCCUACUCAACCCCUCCAUUACUUUGAAGCUACUGUUUCUCUCUUAAAAUUCGCAUUUUCCGUGAGCAAAUUGUAGUUGUUGGGUUGUUGCCGGAGGAGGGGAAGUUCACAGAAUGAAGCAGCUAACCGCCCUGCAGCAGCAAGGCCGCCGGAGCAACAGCUUCCGGGGCGCGUCGUCGCCUCUGGACGCCACCGUCGACGGCGCAAUCAAAUCGCCAGUGACAAUCUUCUGGCUGCUCCUCCACGGCCUGUGCUGCUUGAUUAGCUUGGUCCUCGGCUUCCGGUUUUCUCGGCUCGUGUUCUUCCUCCUCUUCUCCGCUUCCUCUUCCCCCUCCGCCAAAACCAGCAUAUACUCCACUCUUCACACGACGGUGCCGUCCUCCGCGGUGCCGGAGAGGAACUUUUCCAGAGUCGGCGGCGGGAGCAGGGUGGUGGUCGGAAGGCACGGGAUACUGAUUCGGCCAUGGCCGCAUCCGGAUCCGGCUGAGGUGAUGAAGGCACACCGGAUUAUUGAAAGGGUUCAGGCGGAACAGAGGUCUCAGUACGGGGUUAAGAAUCCCAGAACUGUGAUUGCCAUUACGCCAACUUAUGUACGCACUUUUCAGACUCUGCACCUCACCGGCGUGAUGCAUUCCUUGAUGAAUGUGCCCUAUGAUCUCAUCUGGAUCGUGGUAGAAGCCGGCGGCCCCACCAACGAGACCUCGUCACUGAUCGAAAAGUCGGGAUUGAAAACUAUCCACAUCGGAUUUUACGGGAAAAUGCCUCUUCUAUGGGAGGAUCGGCAUAAACUUGAAUCGAGGAUGAGGCUCCACGCUUUAAGAGUAGUUAGAGAGAAGAGAUUAGACGGGAUUGUGAUGUUUGCCGAUGACAGUAAUAUGCACAGUUUGGAGUUGUUUGAUGAGAUUCAGAAUGUGAAAUGGGUGGGUGCAGUUUCAGUUGGAAUUCUUGCGAAAGUGGGCAGUUCAGAAGAAGAAGUAGAAUUGCCUGUAGAUCAGAUAGACGAAAAUGGGAAAGACGAAAAGAAAUCACAGUUACCGAUUCAAGGCCCGGCUUGCAACUCUUCAAACCAAUUAGUCGGCUGGCACACGUUCAAUACUCUGCCAUUUGUGGAAAGACGGGCGAGGUAUAUUGGUGACAGGGCAGUUGUGCUGCCGAGAAAGCUCGAGUGGGCUGGGUUUAUAUUGAACUCAAGGUUGGUGUGGGAGGUAGCAGAGGAAAAGCCAACUUGGGUUAAAGAUUGGGAAGAGGUUGAUAGGAAUGGGGAGGAUAUAGAGAGCCCGUUAGCUUUGUUGAAGGAUAGUUUGGUGGUCGAACCUCUUGGUAGCUGUGGGAGGAAAGUUUUGCUGUGGUGGCUGCGCGUGGAGGCAAGGGCUGAUAGCAAGUUCCCUCCGAGGUUUGUCUUCUUUGCCUUUUUUGGUGUAGAACCUGAAUAUUUGCGAAUGCUUGCUGAGUCUAGUUCUUAA
Striga asiatica is the source of this 1728-nucleotide messenger RNA. NCBI's taxonomy places the organism in Eukaryota, Viridiplantae, Streptophyta, Magnoliopsida, Lamiales, Orobanchaceae. The record is from the annotation of a GenBank genome assembly.